Messenger RNA from Lolium perenne, 5097 nucleotides. Lineage: Eukaryota; Viridiplantae; Streptophyta; Magnoliopsida; Poales; Poaceae. The record is from RefSeq and is a predicted model, not a curated record.
CUGUGAGCUAGCUGCCGUGUGUGGACCGUCCGUAUGGCUGACGAUCCAGCUUGAUCGUCUGCCACUCACUCACUGUCGCUGCGGUGGAUGAAAUCAAGAAUAUUUGAAGAAAAUGUUCAGCAAGAGGGAGCUGAUGGGAAUCAUGCAAGGUGAGUUAUCAUUGCUCUAGAGUCCAGACUAGUUAUCUCUGAAGAUUAUUUUGAAGCUUUAGAUAAUUUCCACUGUCCAAACUAUUCAUUUUUGUAAUAACAAUUACUUUCUCUGGUAUGAUGUUUGCUUGUGAAUUUCUAUCUAUCUUCCUGAAGCCCCAAAGUUUAUAUUCAUUUUGUUCUAGUUAAGAAUAUUUAAGGUCUAAGAAUGUAGUUCCAUAUGAGGGAAUUGUUUCCUUAGCUGCAGCUAUAUUGUGGAUGUGAUCAAUGUCUAUUAGUCACAUAGUCUACAGAAAUUCAGUUUGGCUCCCGAGUGCAUAUGCUCCCUCUACCCAAAAACAUCACUCCCUAUAGGUUUUGAGUUUUGUAGCUUAUAUUACCCUCACCCACGAAAAUGCAACCGGCGAUUUCAACGAUCUCAUGAUUGUUUUUAUCAUAGCCAGUGACCAAUGAGCUUCUUUUAUGGGGAAUCAAAUUCUUAAAUUUUAUGAACCAAUGAUCAAAAUUCUUGAAUCAAAUCGUAUAUAAUAGUUCAUAAAUUGUUGAGCAUUACAUUUGCUGAUAGUUGAAGUUUCUAACUCUGCUUACAUUUGCUGAUACUUGUUAGACAUACUUGUAUUAUACAGAUACGGUAUGGAGUAGUAAUCCCCUGUAUACGUACUCCCGUGUAUCAUGCCAUGAUGGGGGCUUUUCCCAUCUAUAUAAUACGUACCACGAGCCCCUAAUAGGGCAUCGGUCCCUUCCACUAACAUGGUAUCAAGAGCCAUCUUCUCUCCUUCUAGCCGCCAGGGAUUACAAAACCCUAAAAGCCUCAAUCGAUCUCUCCAACCGAUACAACACUAGAAGACCCCAACCCUUCCCUCCCAACAAUCCAUGGCGACAUAUUUGUCAACGACACCCCUAGCGGCCACCCUUGGUGCUCCACCGGUGGCAAAACUGACAAGUGAUAACUUUCUCUAUUGGAAGGCGCAGGUUCUGCCUGCCUUCCAUGGCGAUCGUGUCAUGGUACUUCUCGAAUAUUACGACCUUGCACCACCUGGAGAACUAGAGGUAGAAGAUGACAACAAGAAAAAGAUCGGUGUGCCGAAUCCAGCCUAUUACACUUGAAUCUCUAGAGAUCAGCUGGUCAUGGGAUAUCUUGCCAAUUCCCCGACCGAAGAUGUGCUUGCCUAGGUGUUAUGGCUCGAGCAUUUCACCGAUGUGUGGGGUGCUCUCACCGACGUCUAGUCCACACAGUCGAAGGCCUGGGUCACCACCCCGUGUGGUGCACUUGCAAACAGAAAGAAGGAAGACAUGACUGCAGAAAAAUUCAUCGCAAAUUUGAAGGGCUUUACCUUUGAAGUUGCUGACGCGGGAAAGAAGGUCGAUGAUGAUGAACUGAAGGAUUAUAUCAUAAAUGGUCUAGACGGUGACUACAACUCCCUCGUCCCCUCCAUCAACGCCGUGCCCAACACUUCACUAUUUGUAAUUUUCGGCACGUUUCAGCAAUGCCUCAAAAUGUAAUUAAAAGCAUUUCAGAAAAGUGCCCAAAAAUGAAAAUAGAGCCACUUAUGAUAACUGGCUCAAACUGAAAUAGAGGGCAUUUUAGAAAAAAGUGCCUCAAAAUUAAAAUAGAGUCAGUUUAAAAAGAGCCUCUAAGCAAAAGUGUCAGCAAUUUUGAAAAAAGUGCCAACUAUUACUAUUCCUGACACCAUGAAAUGCAACAUUUUUCUUUGCUUCCAAAUCUAUUUGCCAGCAGUUCCUGCAGAAGUAGUGGCAGUUUUCAGUGUUCAGUUAUUCAUUUUCCAGGCAUGAAAAUGGAUACUGUACUCAGCUAAGAUAGAUGCAUGCUUGGUCAGUUAACAUGGUAAGCUGUUACAAGACGAGAUAGAUAAAUUGGAAACAAAACAUAAUGACAUGGAGAAACUAGGAUGGAUACACAUUGUUUUUUGAGCAAUGCUACAGUUACGGGCUGAUUCCUACGCACAGAAUCCUACGGACUGAUGUGUCAAUCACGAAUUGGAUUGGGAAAUUUCGUCAGAGCAACUGCCGCAUGCAAAUUCCAAUCACACGCCUCCACCUUUGCCCGUAAGAAAGUUUCCGUAAACCCAGCCCGUAAGUGUAGGAUUAUUGUUGUUUUUUGCUGGUACAUUCGUGUUCUAGUUCAGACUAGUUUAAUGCUGAACUCCCUAGUCACGUACAUAGCUUAAUGUUUCAGUCACUAGUCUGACUAGUCGCAGUGAUGGUAGCAUUGCAGCUCCACUCUUCCGUGGACAGCUGUAAUGCCAUUCUCAGCGAAUACAAAGGCAAUAUACCAGAAUUCGAAGACUUUACAUUGUUCAAUCAGCUGUGGCCGCGAUGGAACAUUUAUGGUGGCUGCUAGUGCGUGGAACGAGUCAUCUUCAUGGUCAAAGCAGGUUUCUUGACUGUAGACCAGAGCUCGAUCGACUUAUAGCCUAGCUAGUUAGUGAAGAGAGUUUGAGCUGAUCGAUCCAUGAAUAUGCCCUUUCCUGCCCGCUGCACCGCAGUGCUAAGCCUUCUGAUCAUCCUGCCGAUGAUCGUGUCCGACGACCGGCUUGUCCCUGGCAAGCCGCUCUUACCUGGCGCCACCAUCGUCUCCGACGGCGGUGUCUUCGCUUUGGGUUUCUUCAACCCUUCCAACUCCACACCGGAUAGGUUGUACCUGGGCAUAUGGUACAAGGACAUCCCGGAACAUACCGUGGUGUGGGUCGCAAAUCGAGAAUCCCCAGCCAGCAGCAGCGCUGCACCGAUGCUCUCCUUGACCAACACCUCCGAUCUUGUUGUGUCAGAUGGCAAUGACGGUGGUCGUGUACUUUGGACGACAGCCAACAUGAAAUCUACCUCGGGCUCGUCUUCCUCGACGGCGGUACUUCUGAAGACAGGCAAUCUCGUCAUCCGGUCAUUGAGUGGCACCACGCUGUGGCAGAGCUUCGACCACCACACCGACACGUUCCUCCCUGGUAUGAAGCUCCGUCUCAAGUACAACAUGCCCGGCAGUAACGACGAGCGCCUCGUAUCCUGGAAGGGCCCUGGCGACCCUUCGCCGGGGCGCUUCUCCUACGGCGUCGACUCGGUCACGGCUCUCCAGCUAUUACUUUGGGACGGGGAGCAGCUGGUGGCCCGCAGCGCCCCAUGGACGGGGUACCCGGUAAGGAGCGACUACCUCGCGGUGAACACCAGCACGGAGCUCAUCCUCUACCAAACUAUCAUUGACAACAAGGAGGAGAUGUACCUCACCUACAACGUCUCGGAUGGAGCGCCACGCACCAGGUACAUUCUGACCUACUAUGGCGAGAUCCAGGUCCAGGUCUGGAGUGACAAGUCAUCGGCAUGGACAGUGGCAGCGAAGUGGCCGUCUCUCAGAUGCAACCUCUAUAGUUACUGCGGUCCAUACGGUUACUGUGACGAGACGGUGCCAAUCCCGACGUGCAAGUGCUUGGACGGCUUCGAGCCAACUAGCAUAGAAGGAUGGACGGCCGGUAGUUUCUCAGCAGGGUGCCGACGGAAGGAGCUGCUUCGAGGGUGUGGCGACGGUUUCGUGGCCUUGCCGGGGAUGAAGACCCCAGACCGGUUCGUGCUCGUCGGCACAGACAUAAGUACACUCGAGGACUGCACGGCGGAGUGCAGCCGCAGCUGCUCCUGCGUGGCAUAUGCGUACACCAACCUCAGCAGCAGCAGGACCGGAGGAGAAGUGACGAGAUGCUUGGUGUGGACCGGGGAGUUGCUUGACACCGGAAAGUUUGCCGCGGGGCCUGAGUAUGCCAGUGACAGGCUCUACCUCCGACUUGCAGGCCUGGAUGCAGCACAAGGUAAAAGGGCAAAUAGCAGUGCAGUGAGGAUUGCGCUACCAGUUAUAGGAAGCGUUGUUCUGGUACUCAUAUGCAUUUCCCUCACGUGGAUAAAAUUCAGAGGUACAUUCGGUGUCCAUUCACGCAGUUUGAUUAGCUGAGCUUAAUUACAAUUCGAGCGCUGCUAUGCAGUAUACUUGGGCUAGAAAAACUAGAGGAAAUAACCCCUGAGGUACAAAAGUAUUUCCGGGCAAUUUACGAGCAAAUAAGAUGGGAGUAUUAGAAAUCAGCAUGCUGGGAAUGCAAUGUAAUGACAAGGAACAAACUACUAGUAAAUAAUAUGGAAGUCCACAUGCUAGAGAAAUCAUACCCAAACCCAAUGUCGACGGGCUCUAGAAAAGAAGAUCAUAUAGCUGCAUCGGAUUGUGUGUGUGCACACGUGUGUGGCAGGAAAGGGGAUAGGGGGUUAGACUUUAGAGGGGAGGAUAGGAUGGAUAAUUUUUUUCUAGCAUGUCAAGUUCACCUUAUAGGUCAAGUCAUCGACAUUUUGUUAGGUAUGUCCUAUUUGAAAGGACUUGUUUUUGGGAUAAUUUCUCCUUGUUUUUCUAGUUCAUGAGGGAAAGAGUAAACAGACAUCAAUUGUUCUAGUCGUUAAACAUCAGUAGCAUAUACCACUAUUAAAGAGCUUAGACUCUGUUCUUGUAUCAAACCCGUGGUCCAAGGGACGUUCUCACCUAGAGAAUUUCUGUGGGGGUGUAGGCCUCUGAAGAGGAGUGAUUUUUUUUAAUAUUAGUCUAGACAAUGGUCCUGGAUUGAAAUUCGCAAGGGAGUUUGAAUGCAAACCACAUAGAUAAAUUUCAGCCUUAGUGAUCUAAUGGUGCUAGGUAGAUAGAGGUUCCUCAGCAAUAGGAGUACUCUUGGCAUAACAUACAUGUUGAUCUUCCGCAAGAUUCCACGUUGGUGGGAAGGUUUUUCACCUUGACAUGGGGAUCUUAUGAAGCCUUUUAAUUUUUAUGUAUACCUUCUAUAUUGUGUCUAUUACAGAAGAAAUGAUAAUAACAUUUUGGGAGCAGGAAAAAAACAAAAAAUGGAGAAAACAUAAAAAUGCAACACUAGAUAGGCUGAGUACCUCUUACGAACUUGGGGAAGGAAACACUCCC